GGAAGGUGUUUGACGAAAUGCGUGAGCGGACGUGGUUGUUUGGGGCGCGAUGAUCUCGGGUCGCGCAUAAGGGAUGAGGCGGGAGGCGCUGAUUGUUUGGCGGCGGAUGGUGAGCGAGGGGAUCGAGAUGAACUCUGUGAUUGUUACGUCCGUUCUGCCCGUGAUCGGGGAGGUGUUGGACAGGAAGCUGGGGCGGGAGAUUCACGGGUAUAUGGUUAGACGGUAUCCGGAAUUCAAGAAGAUGAUGUUUGUGCUGUCGGGGUUGAUUGAUAUGUAUUGCAAGUGUGGAGAUAUGGUUUCGGCACGGCACGUGUUUUACGGGAGUACCGGAAGGAAUGUAGUUUCCUGGACUGCUCUUAUAUCCGGGUAUGCAUCUAACGGUAGGCUAGAGCAGGCUUUAAGAUCGAUUGUGUGGAUGCAACACGAACGCAUCCAGCCUGAUGUAGUUACGGUUGCAACUGUUUUGCCGAUAUGCACACAACUUAAAGCUUUGAAACAAGGGAAGGAGAUCCAUGCAUACGCAUUGAAGAACUGGUUUAUUCCCAAUUCUUCAGUAGAAACAUCGUUGGUGAACAUGUAUGCAGAAUGUGGAAAAUUGGAUUGUUCUUGCAGAGUGUUUGAUGGUAUGAGGAACAAGAACGUCAUCGCUUGGACGGCUCUCAUUGAUUCAUACAUCAAGAAUGAUCAUCUGAUUGAUGCCUUGGAUGUGUUUAGAUCUAUGAGGCUUGUUCAUCACAAUCCAGACGCAGUCGCAUUAGGUAGGGUUUUGAGCAUAAGCGGUAAUUUGAAAGCGUUGAGGACAGGAAAGGAGAUACACGCACAAGUAUAUAAGAUGAAACUCGAAUCAACUCCUUUUCUAGUAGGCGAGAUUGUGAAAAUGUACGGGAAAAAUGGGGAUACUGAGAAUGCAAGGAAAGUAUUCGAUGGAGUUCAUUCGAAGGGAUCAUUAACUUGUACAGCGAUAAUAGAAGCUUAUGGAUACAACGGUCGUUACAGAGAAGCUAUUGAUCUUUUCGAUUGGAUGCAAUCACAGGGUUAUGUGCCAAAUCAUUUUACGUUUGAUGCUAUCUUGGGCAUUUGUGAGAGAGCAGGUUUUGCGAAGGAGGCUGUUGAGGUGUUUGAUUCUAUGGUGAAAAAGUAUAAGUUGAAGGCUACUGAAGGGCAUUGUGAUUCUAUCAUUGGACUUCUCACUAGAACUGGUAGAGUAAUGGAAGCACAGAGGUUUAUCUAUUUGAAAUCUACCUUGGGUCAGAUAUGAUCAGGAAUUUGAUAUUUUUCAUUUGCGGCGUUGUUAUUUAUGUUUUCUAUGAUUUUGAUGUAAAGGCGACACUUUUUUUGGCUGCGGUUAUAAAUUUUACAUAAAUGGAAAAGUUUCA
Messenger RNA from Asparagus officinalis (garden asparagus), 1376 nucleotides. RefSeq names its product pentatricopeptide repeat-containing protein At1g71460, chloroplastic. Gene Ontology annotation, biological process: RNA modification. The transcript has a single exon. Lineage: Eukaryota; Viridiplantae; Streptophyta; Magnoliopsida; Asparagales; Asparagaceae. Gene Ontology annotation, cellular component: intracellular membrane-bounded organelle. The coding region runs from base 74 to 1258 and encodes 394 amino acids. Gene Ontology annotation, molecular function: RNA binding; protein binding. The record is from RefSeq and is a predicted model, not a curated record.